This is a messenger RNA of Linum tenue, 1890 nucleotides long. The record is from the annotation of a GenBank genome assembly. NCBI's taxonomy places the organism in Eukaryota, Viridiplantae, Streptophyta, Magnoliopsida, Malpighiales, Linaceae.
AUGGCGACUACUGUUUGUCAGCUCGAUGAUCGCCUGAAUUCCUUCUCUUCUCGCACUCUCGAGGUCGAAAAUGCCGUCACUACUCAAAUUGCUACUUUGGAGGAUCAGAAUCGCACUCAGUCAAAUCAGCUCACUGAGUUAAUGGCUCGCUCCGAAGGGCAUUCUCUGCAGUUUGCGACGCUCACUACUCGUCUAGAGGGGAUGGAGGAUCGCGCCGCGACUCGUUUCGCCCAAUUCGAUCAGCUUCAGCAGAACGUUCAAGAAAUCCUUCGUCGACUGGAGGUUCAGCAGCGUCCGGAGGUUCAGCAAGCAGAGCGCCAGGAGGAUCGGGGUUUACUACCGCUACCUAAUUCCCGAUUUCGUAUUCCAGAUCCGGCCAUUCAGAUGAAUCGAGGUCCUCUGCCUCCACCUCAGAAGCUGGGAAGUUUUCAUUUGCGUAGUCAGAAACCGGUUAAGUAUUACCAGAGAUAUGAUCCCUUUUUACAGAGCAUUGGAUUUGCUAGCAUUCCUGAUAUUUCCAAGAUUAAACUUGAUGGGGCUUUGAUCAAUGCACUUGUUGAGAGGUGGCGUCCGGAGACAUCCACAUUCCACCUGUUUACUGGAGAGUGUACCAUCACUCUCCAAGACGUGGAGUUACUUCUAGUUCAGACGGACUUUCUAGGUAAUAAGUUGAGGACGAGUUGGCUACGACAUCAGUUUAAUUCUCUUCCAAAUAAUGCUAGCAUUCAGGAUCUGCAGAAUUUUGCCAAUACUUACAUCUUGUCACUCAUUGGAGGUGUGUUAUUCCCAAAUCGUUCUGGAGGGAACGUUAGUUGCAGUUUCUUGUGGAUCCUGCGUGAUUGGGAUAAGGCUACUAGUUACUCAUGGGGGUCUGCCGUCUUGUCGAACACAUACCGUGAGAUGGGCAGAACGGUCUUUGGUUAUGGAUCAACAGGUGGUAGUACGCAUGGGGACUUGGCUGGUUGUUUCAUUCUCCUUCAAUUGUGGGCUUGGCAGAGGCUACCAAGCAUUGCGACCAUUCCCCGUGAACCCGAUGUGCAUCACGUCCCUUUUGGAUUAAGGUGGAUCGACCUGGAAAACAAUGAAGCAAGUCUCGAAUUAAUGGAAUAUCGAGUAUUCUUUGAUACCACAAAGGAAUUCGAGCUUGACGUUAUGGAGGUUGCACGUGAAAAGACAAGGCCAGGACUAGUAUUAGGAGACUCGGAGGUCCAACAUUUGGAUGCUCUUCUCAAGACUAGUAUGUUGAUCGGCGGUGGUGACAUUCGCGAGAUAGGUGAUUCAGUGAUAGAUGGAGCACCAAGUGAGGAGGCAUAUGUACAUUACCCCCAGUACAUGCCCCGUAAACAAUGGAAAAGGAGAGAUCGUGCACGAGGACGAGGUCGAGAAAAUGUCGAGAGUGUCUCCAAUCCUAUUCAAGAGCAAGAUCGACAGUUUCCACAUAUACCAAAUCCAUUGGAAGUUCGAUUGCCCUACCAUGGUGGAUCUGUUAAUCAAGGUGAGGGUGUCACUCCUGGUCCAUCUAGUCAGUUUGGUACUCCCAUAUAUGCUGCGACCUAUGAUACUAUGCACUACGAAAGCGGUGGUAGUGGUUUAGGUUUUGCCAAAUUUGGUACCACCGAUACAAGCAGAGGCUUUGGAGGCAUUAACACUCCUACCUCGCAACAACUUUCACAACAGGAGGCACUCAGACAGUCAUCCACUGUUGAUUUUGACGAUGACGACGUUAUGCCCGUCCCAGUUCUCCCACGUGGACGAGGUCGCGGUCGAACGAGAGAUCCAGGGGAGAACGUCGAGGGACACCAUCAGUAUGGCUUACGAGAUCGAGCUACUAUCCCGCCCACUCUUUGUCGCACUGGUGGGCGCCAUCCACUUCGAGACGGUCAUCAUUAA